This is a messenger RNA of Dalotia coriaria, 2045 nucleotides long. Its product is annotated as probable cytochrome P450 6a21. Bases 269 to 1720 code for a protein of 483 amino acids. Gene Ontology annotation, molecular function: heme binding; monooxygenase activity; iron ion binding. The record is from RefSeq and is a predicted model, not a curated record. Lineage: Eukaryota; Metazoa; Arthropoda; Insecta; Coleoptera; Staphylinidae. The transcript has 4 exons.
GACAAUGACCUUGUCAUUGACCUUGAAUGCAUCAAUUCACCGUUAUCGCCCUCCCAGACGUGACUUAAGUCAAAGCUACAACUUUAAGUCAACAUCUGAGAUGGUACAGUUAUGCAACACAUGCGGGACGCAGUCCGGCGUGUUCUGCUGACACGGCAGCUACGAAAAUAUCCGCACAGACGCUUAUCGCCUCAGAUAUGUGUUAUCUAAAUAUAUAAAUAGUGAUAAGCAGUGUGAUAAGUUAAAUUAUUUUGAUAAACAUUGAAUAAUGUGGUUGGUGAUUGUUUUGGGUGUGUUAUUAUGUCUCUAUGGGUAUUUUUACCGGAAGUUCCGCCAUUGGUCAUCACGUGGUGUGCCUACACUGGAGCCUAGUAUUCCCUUUGGUAAUAUAGGCAACCCAUUGACCAGGAAGCGUGCGUUUUAUGAAAGCGUCGCUGCGGUGUAUGAUGAGUUUAAGAAUUCAGCGCCGUAUGGUGGGUUUUACUCUUUGACCAUUCCGCAUUUGGUACCGAUUGAUAUUGGGCUUAUCAAGAGGAUUUUGUUGAUUGAUUUCGGGCAUUUUGUUGACCGUGGGUUGUUUUAUAAUGAGGAGGCGGAUCCGUUGAGUGCGAAUUUGUUUUUUAUUGGCGGGCAAAGAUGGCGGACUAUGAGACAGAAGUUAACCUCAACUUUCACUUCCGGUAAAAUGCAAUCAAUGUUUGCCAUCUUAACCCAAUGCUCCGGCCAUCUUGUAAACAAACUAAAACACUACCACGGCGACGUCCGUGAAGUCCUCGCAUGUUACUCAAUGGAAGUAAUCGGCUCCUGCGCAUUCGGCUUGGAUUGCGGAGGUCUAGGCUCAGAAGAAAGCGAAUUCCGCAGGUAUACCCGUAAAAUCUUCGAGUAUUCCCCAGGUAAAACCCUCAUGCGUCUCGCUUCCAUGUUAUGGCCAUGGUGGUGUCAAAUACUGGGUGUUAAAUUCAUCCCGCAAGAUGUCAGUGACUUCUUUAUUGAAGUAGUGAGGGAUACCAUCAAAAUGCGUCGAGAAAAAGGCUUGAAACGUAAUGAUUUCCUUGAUAUUUUGCUGGAACUUGAAGAUCAAGGACUUUUGGAUAAGAAGGAUUUCGCUGCGCAGUCUUUUGUGUUCUUUAUCGCUGGUUUCGAGACGUCUUCGACCACUUUAGGGUACCUGCUGUAUGAAUUAAGUAGGGAUAUUAGUAUACAGAGAAAAUGUCGUGAGGAAAUCAGGAGGACUUUUCCGGAUGGUGUCCUAACCUAUGAAAAAGUCAUGGGGAUGAAGUAUUUGGAUCAGGUUGUUGAAGAAACAUUGAGGUUAUAUCCGGUUUUACCAUUUUUGAAUCGUGAGUGUACAGAGGAAUACCAGGUCGAUGAGAAUUUGACCUUGAAACAAGGUGAGAAGAUAAUAAUACCUACGUUGGCACUACAUAUGGAUCCCGAGUACUUCCCACAACCGGAAGUGUUUGAUCCUGAGAGGUUUUCGGCUGGUAGGAGGGAUGAGAUCCGUGGUUGUACUUAUAUGCCCUUUGGGGAAGGGCCUAGGAAGUGUAUUGGGUUGCGUUUUGGCUUGAUGCAAGUGAAGGUUGGUUUGGUUUCUAUUUUGUCCAAGUUUGAGGUUAGCAGGACUGAUGGUACACCGGAUAAACUCGUUUGGGAUUGUAAUGGUUUUACGCUUAAGUCCAAGCAGGAUAUUGUGUUGAAUUUUAGUGAAUUGAAGGAGUAAUAAUUGAUGGAUUCAUGUGGAGUUUUUGUGUUUUGUUGAGGAUUAAAUUAUCUAUUGAAUGAUGGUAUUGUCAAUAAAUUUGAUCAAAUAUUGAAGGAGUUAUAAGGGUUUGAAAUUUGUUAUAGAUGUUUAGGUGAUAAUUUUGUAUUUUUUGUAUGUUUUAAUGAAUAUAACCUAGAAAUAUAUAUGGAAUGUGUAUAAUAUUAAUAUCGUUUUAUAGCCAAUUAAAUUAUCUAUCAUAUGAUGUUUUAUUCGUUGUUAGAGUGUAAAAAUUGAAGAAGUUACAGGGUUGUAAAGUUGAUAAAUAAAUAAUGACAGGACAAAA